Messenger RNA from Symbiodinium natans, 3063 nucleotides. The record is from the annotation of a GenBank genome assembly. NCBI's taxonomy places the organism in Eukaryota, Dinophyceae, Suessiales, Symbiodiniaceae.
AUGGCGGCGAGUACCGACAUGUUUGCCAACCUGGACACGGACGGCAGCGGCAACCUUUCCCGCGAAGAGUUUGCCCGGCUCAUGCAGCAGAUGCAGGGCCAGGGCAUGGCCCCGGGCAUGGCCCCGGGCAUGGCCCAGCCCCAGAUGCUGAUGGAGCCCGUGACGGCUAUGCCACAGGUAACUCAGUACCCGCCUGGCAGUGCGGCUCCUGGCCAAAUGGGUGCCCCCAUGUAUGCCGCUCCCACCGGCCCCGAUGGUGCACCCAUGGGCGCGCCCAUGUAUGCCGCUCCCACGGGCCCAGGAGGCGCGCCAACGGGUGCUCCCAUGUAUGCCGCUCCCACCAACCCCGGCGGCGCGCCCACAGGCGCACCUAUGUAUGCUGCUCCCACCAACCCCGGCGGGGCUCCCAUGUAUGCUGCUCCCACCGGCCCCGGUGGCGCGCCCAUGCCCGCCGGAACCGAUGGUGCACCCGUGUAUGCCGCUCCCACCGGCCCUGACGGUGCCCCCAUGGGCGCGCCCAUGUAUGCUGCUCCCGCAGGCCCGGGCGGUGCUCCCAUGACCGUUGGCCCCGAUGGUCAACCCGUGUACGCUGCCCCAGUCGGCCCCGACGGUCAACCCAUGUAUGGCGCCCCCAUCGGCCCCGACGGUCAACCCAUGUCUGGCGUCCCCAUCGGCCCUGAUGGCCAACCCAUGUAUGGCGCACCCGUCGGCCCUGACGGUCAACCCAUGUAUGGCGCCCCCAUCGGCCCCGACGGUCAACCCAUGUCUGGCGUCCCCAUCGGCCCUGACGGUCAGCCCAUGUACGGCGCCCCCAUCGGCCCCGAUGGUCAACCCAUGUCUGAGGGUCAGCCUAUGUAUGGGGCCCCCAUCAGCGGCCCGCCCAUGCCAAACGAUGGCCAGACCAUCAUGGGCAACACGUACCAGGUGAAGGUCCCCACGCAAACUAUGAGGGAUGAUAGCAGCGCCACCACUACGCAGUGGCCGGCUGCGUACCAGCAGGUUCAGGUCGACGGCGAGACGCAAUAUGUUGCCGGCAAGACCGAGGAACUUGAUGCGCCCGCUCAGGUCGGCACCCAGCGAGUGGAGCAGACCGUGGCUGGACAGAGGAAGCAGCAGAUCGUGGAGAUUCCGCAAGUCCAGGAGGUUGUGGAGGAACAGGAGAUCCCCGAGGUGCAGGUCGUGCAGAAGGUGGUCGAGGUCCCUCAGAUUGUGCAGCAGCCCGUGGAGCAGAUCGUGGAGCAGGUCGUUCAGGUGCCGCAGGUCAUCCAUCAGCCGAAGGUCUCCCAUCGCCACGUGGAGCAGAUGGUCGACAUCCCUGUGCCGCAGAUUGUGGAGGAGGUUGUCCAUGUGCCGGUUACGCAGACCCAAGCUCGCCAUUACCAGGUGCCCGUGGAGCAAACUGUGGAAGUUCCAGUGCCCAUGAUGCAGGAGCAGCAGGUGCAUGUUCCCAAGGUGAUGACCCAGAAGCGCCAGAUGCACCAGCACGUUGAGCAGGUCGUGGAGGUUCCUGUGCCUAUGACCCAGGAGGAGGUCGUGCACGUCCCCAAGAUCAUGACGCAGACCCGGGUCAUGCAGCAGCACGUGGAGCAGGUCGUGGAGGUCCCGAUCCCCAUGACCCAGGAGGAGGUUAUUCAUGUGCCUGAAAUCAUCACACAGACCCGCAUCGUGCACCAGCCAGUGGAGCAGAUCGUUGAGGUGCCGGUCCCUGUGGCGCAAGAGCAGGUUGUGCCUGUGGGGCAGGGAGCACCCUAUGGCGCCCCAGGGACCAUGGCAGCCCCAGGCCAGCCGCAGGGUGCACCAUACGGGGCCCCAGGGACCAUGACCGCCCCAGGGCAGCCGCAGGGCGCACCAUACGGGGCCCCGAACAUGAUGGCCCCAGGGCAGCCGCAGGGCGCGCCGUAUGGGGCACCGCAGACCAUGAUGGCUCAGGAGCAAGUCAUCCAAGUGCCAAAGAUCAUGACGCAGACGCGCGUGAUUCAGCAGCACGUGGAGCAGGUGGUCGAGAUCCCAAUCCCGCAGACCCAGGAGCAGGUGGUCCAUGUGCCCAAGAUCAUCCCGCAGGAGCGCAUCGUCCACCAGCAUGUGGAGCAGGUCGUCGAGGUCCACGUGCCCAUGACCCAGGAGCAGGUGGUGCACGUGCCGAAGGUGAUGCAGCAGGAGCGUGCCCAUCACUUCCACGUGGAGGAGAUUGUGGACGUGCCGGUGGAGCAGCACAUCGAGCAGGUUGUGCAUGUGCCGAAGGUCCAGAAGGUGGAGAAGAUCGUCCACAACCCCGUGGAGCUGGAGGUGGAGGUGCCCCGCCCGGUGGUGAUUGAGAAGGUCGUCCAGGUGCCCACCGUCCACGUGGAGGAGAAGGUCGUCCGCGUGCCAAAGGUGCUGAACACCGUGGUGGACACCGUGGUCCAGAACACCGUUGAGACCGUGGAGGUGGUGAAGCCGGUUGUGGUCCACAAGGUGGUUCAGCGAAAGAGGCCCAUCGUGCAGGAGGAUACCGUGCAGGUGCCCAAGGUCGUCGUGCAGCACGUCCCCGUGCAGAAGGUCGUGGAGAAGCAGGUGUCUGUCCCUGUCGUGCAGGAGGUGGAGCAAAUUGUUGAUGUGCCGGUCGUCAAGCAGAGGCACCUGCCCAUGGUCCAGAAAGUCGAAAAGCAGAUUCAGGUGCCCCAAAUCCAGUACAUGGACCAUCACGUGGAAGUGCCCAUCCAGAAGCAGGUGCAUGUUCCCAUGGUCCAGACUGUCCAGAAGCACAUCGAGGUGCCGCAAGUCGUUUUCGAGGAUGAGGUCGUCCACAUCCCCAUCCAGAAGCAGGUCCAUGUGCCGAUGGUCCAGAAGGUGCAGAAGACCGUGGAGGUGCCGCAGGUCCAGUACGAGGACCAGGUCGUCCAGGUCCCCAUCCAGAAGCAGGUCCAGGUGCCUAUGGUCCAGAAGGUGCAGAAGACGGUGAAGGUGCCCCAGAUCCAGUACGAGGACCAGAUCGUGGAGGUGCCCGUGCAGAAGGUGGUGCACGUCCCCGUCGUCCAACCGGUGCAGGGGCUGUGUCGCACCGCGUGCGGGGUAGCGGUAUGA